Messenger RNA from Nelumbo nucifera (sacred lotus), 1431 nucleotides. RefSeq lists its product as uncharacterized. Gene Ontology annotation, molecular function: metal ion binding. Gene Ontology annotation, cellular component: cytosol. Gene Ontology annotation, biological process: protein histidyl modification to diphthamide. NCBI's taxonomy places the organism in Eukaryota, Viridiplantae, Streptophyta, Magnoliopsida, Proteales, Nelumbonaceae. The record is from RefSeq and is a predicted model, not a curated record.
AAGUGAAGCUAACUGCUCCAGUAAGAUCAUUUAUAACUACUCUGAUUUGAAGAACCGUAUGGCAAAAACCAAAAUCCAAGCAAACUAUGAGAAAUCCCAUCAGCAUGUCAUUUCAAACACUGAAUUGCUCAAAAUUUCCUGCUUAAUUAUGGGGAAGAUUUGUGGGUUUUGAGGGAUUAAAAAAAAAAAACUGAUUAUGGUUGGUCUCUUUGAAGCGUGUUUGUCAUGGCCGAUUUCAAAAGUUUGUUAAAUGCCGGUUUGACGGUUGAAAGCCGGGCCAGAUGGCUGCCUUACCUCGUUUCGUUCGUACUAAGCGGGGAUUUCACCCUUCCUUGGGCUUCUUUGCUUGAGUUUGACAAAAGCUGAGGGGUGUCGAGGAAUCGAGGUCCAUCCCAUCAAAUAUCCCCGUAAAUCCAGCAUGAACGGAAUGGUGCUCCACUGCUCCAUUCCAUCAAAUUUCAUCAGCCAUCUCUCUCUUUGAUUUUUUCUAACGCUUUCUCGUGUUCCUUCAUUUGAAGCGGCAAUAGCCGAUCCAAAGGAAACCCUUCAACUGAAAAUUUGAAACUCGGCUCCACGAAUCAUCAUCACUUCUGCAGCAAUAGCCAUUAUGAGGACUGUCCCGAUAAUGACACUGAUUAUGAUCGUGGUGAUAACAACUUCAGUGGAUGCAUGGGAUACGAAUGAUAUCUAUGAUCCCUGCUCAGAUGCCAAAAUUCUGAAAUCCGAUGGUUUUACCCUCGGAUUAGCAUUCUCCUCCAAAGAAUCGUUUUUCUUUGAGAAAAUACAGCUUUCACCUUGUGAUCGACGUCUAUCGCUUUCAACCAAAAUUGCUCAGCUUGCUGUCUUUAGGCCAAAGGUAGAUGAGAUUUCUCUACUUACCAUCAACGGUAGCAAAUUCUCUCCGGAUAUGUAUGGUGGAUACAUGGUAGCAUUUGCUGGACGGAAAUAUGCAGCAAGAUCACAACCCACUUUUGUUGCAAACAGUUCCUAUAUAAUAACUAGCUUUACUUUGGUACUUGAAUUCCAAAAGGGAACCCUUCAAAACUUGCAUUGGAAGAAGGAUGGAUGUGCAACAUGUGCUGGAAAGUCAUCUUUCAUUUGCCUUAACCUCCAGGACUGUGCAACUAGAAUCUCUAAUUGCCAAAGCCAUGGUGGGCCUUUUGAUUGCAGUCUUGGCAUACAGUUAGCUUUCUCAGGUACGGAUAAGAGUGAUGAGGUCCUUAAUUCAUGGUAUGAGGUGAAGAAUCUCCGGCAGUACUCUCUCUUUGGUCUGUAUUCCAACUUAAAGAGUAGUCUCACUAACCAAUAUAACAAUCUUUUCUAGCUAUUAGGUAACUCAAGGCUGUUCCUUGUUUAUGAAACUUUCAAUCUUAUAACACCCUCAACUCCAUCUAUUUGAAUGGAUAACUGUGUUUUACCAAAAAAAAACAA